Myxocyprinus asiaticus (Chinese sucker) is the source of this 2661-nucleotide messenger RNA. It is a transcript of the gene sack1d, whose product is annotated as family with sequence similarity 83 member D. Gene Ontology annotation, cellular component: mitotic spindle pole; cytosol. Gene Ontology annotation, biological process: regulation of TOR signaling; protein localization to mitotic spindle; regulation of ERK1 and ERK2 cascade. The transcript has 4 exons. The coding region runs from base 457 to 2175 and encodes 572 amino acids. Lineage: Eukaryota; Metazoa; Chordata; Actinopteri; Cypriniformes; Catostomidae. The record is from RefSeq and is a predicted model, not a curated record.
CGCAGAGAGUGGUGUGCCUCCGAGUCCGGGCAGGAAAGAAAGACCACGGGCUCGCGGGGGAGUACUGGCGACUUUCUUCUACGGAAGGUAGCUAAGGUUUGUCCAAAAAGUCGCUAGAUAUGUCGCUUGGCGCUUUUUUGAAUGAAAGUCGCUAAAGAGGUCUGAAAAGUCGCUAAGUUGGCAACACUGUUCAGCAGCGAAGAAUCACGCCGCCUCUGUCUGCCUCCAAAUUCAAACUCUUGACCAAUGAGCGCAGGGCUGAUUGUCCAAUGGUGUUCUUACUUGGUGGACACGUGACCCAACAAUUCGACUGGCAACAAAAUAUCAACCAAUGGCCGUCUGACAGUGGGAUGGGCUUUACGAAAGUACAGGAUACAGGUAUCGGCGCAAGUGGUGGAUAUUCCAUUUAGGAACGUUAAGUGUCAUUGAACGUGGAAGACUAAACGACAUUCAGUUAUGGCUCUUUCCCAGUGUCUUGAGGAUUCGCCAGGCUGGCGGACACCGAGGACAGGACAGGAUGUCAACGUCAAAGAAUUGUACAACGAGAGACACCGACUCGCUCUUGAAGAGUUAGUCGCUGGCGGGGUCGAAUCCUUCAUGGGAUUCCUAAAGAAAGAGAGAAUCCCCAACUUUCUGUCGGAUGACGAGAUUAGGCGGAUUUCACGUGCAGCUGUCGUGCCGAAAUCUGUUUCUUCUAUCGGAGAUGAUUCUCAUUUGGACCAUUCUGGCACACUGGACUGCUCAUCUGUCACUUAUUUCCCUGCGAUCUCCGAUAUUGAGCCUCCAGUUUUAGAGAUGGGUUGGCCAGCGUUCACUACAGGAUCAUUCCGCGGAGUGACGCGCGCUGUUGCACACUUCCAACCAAGUUAUGGCGAGUGCAUUUAUAGUUGCAAAGAGGCGGCCAGGAAAAUGAUAAAAAAUGCAAAGGAGGUGAUUGCUAUUGUGACUGACUCUCUGACAGACCUGGAUAUCUUCCAAGACCUUCAAGAAGCAUGCACACGCCGCCUAGUCCCUGUGUACAUUCUUUUGGACCAGUCUUCUGUCCCCUCAUUCUUACAGAUGUGUAAAAACCUACAUGUACAUUUGGAUGAACUACAGCAAAUGAACGUACGGACCAUAACAGGCUCUACCUAUUACAUGAGAUCAGGUGCUCGGAUCACUGGAAAGGUUCAUGAGCGAUUCAUGCUGAUUGAUGGGAACAGAGUGGCGACAGGUUCAUACAGGUUUAACUGGACCGAUGGCAAACUCAAUAGCAGCAAUCUGAUCGAGUUAUCUGGCCAGAUAACUGAGAGAUUUGACGAAGAGUUCCGCAUCCUCUAUGCCCAGUCCCUACCACUGCCGGUGAAUACAAGAGCUCCCUCUAGUGCCAGAAACAGCGCUAUAUAUGACCACCUUGUCCUCAAACCACCUGGAACGCCUCCCUCCCACUUGGCACGAACAAUAAAGCCUCAACCAGAAUGUCUGACGAGCACUCCAGCCAGACUUCAGACCCCAGAGAGCCAACAGAUGAAUAAAGACAGAGAGAAUCGAGACAGAAAGAGUAACCCAGUUUCUGAUGCUUCCACUCUAGGAGAAGACUGGAUAGAGCAGGAGCUCAGGGAGGAAGUGUUAACCUCAGAUGAUCAUCCUUGUGUGCCGGCAAUGAACGUUUGCAAUCACAUUACGACUCACACUCAGACAGUGGAUGUGACUAUCUCUCCUACUUUACCUUCCUGCCAUAUCUCUACACAAACGGCCUGCCACACAGCAGACAUCAGUGUGCAGACAAGCACAGACACCUUGCCUCCACAAACCUCCUCCAGUAGCAGCCAGAUCAGCCACAGCGCCUCAUCCACCUCAAGCUCUUCUUCACCCAGAAAUUGCCCAAAACUACAGGAGGUGGACUGUCGCCCACCUAUUCGCCGCAACGUUGCAGUCCGUCUAGAUGGAAACCUGAGGGUAUGCUUUCAGAAGCUCACUAAAGAGCGACAGUACCACUACUCCUCGAUUCGCUCCAAGCUGGACCACAUGGUGACACUGCUCUCUCACAAGAGGGAACUGGUGGACCUCACCAACCUGACUCUGAGGCAUGGCCUACACAGAGGACGCAAAGGUCAGCAGGAUGUCAGGCAGUUUCACAGUGCACUUGACAGUGCGAUGAUGGGGACUUGGCCUAGGUCAAGGUGUCUACAGUAAAGGAGGUCUGGAGAGCGGCCUAGUGGUGGGUGAAUUGGUGUAAUCCUGCUUUGUUUUAGUAAUGCACUUUUUCGAGAAAAACACAAUCCUUUAGUGUUUCAUAGAGAAUGAAUCUAAUAAAUUAAUCAGAAAAAUAUUUUAAAUGAUCAUAUGCAAGUAUGAUGCUGUUAAAAAAGACAAAUGUGCAAAUAUACUGAUUUUGUUGUUGUUUGUUUCACUUUAAUUCUACUCAAUGUUGGAUUACAGGUAAAGGAAAAUACUAUGGUAUAAUUCUAUAUUUACAAUUGUUUUUAAAUACUGUUGUGAAAUAAACCAAAGUGCUUUUCUAUUUGGUGAUAUAAGUUUGACAUCCAAUUGUAAAUUAGUUCUUUUGUACCUGUUUGUCUACAUUUUACCAUUUCUGUUGUUAGUUUAAAGUUAAGGAAAGUUAUGAAAAUGACCCUCUUUGUAUCAUUAUUAUGGUUAUAUUCAUAUAAAAAAUGAUCA